Ochotona princeps (American pika) is the source of this 1118-nucleotide messenger RNA. RefSeq names its product core histone macro-H2A.1. Gene Ontology annotation, cellular component: nucleosome. Bases 1 to 681 code for a protein of 226 amino acids. NCBI's taxonomy places the organism in Eukaryota, Metazoa, Chordata, Mammalia, Lagomorpha, Ochotonidae. The transcript is spliced from 2 exons. Gene Ontology annotation, molecular function: DNA binding; structural constituent of chromatin; protein heterodimerization activity. The record is from RefSeq and is a predicted model, not a curated record.
AUGGAGAGUGAGUUCUCAUGGCUACCGGGGGUUCUGUCGAGUGUGUUGGAACUAGAUGGUAGCACCACACUGUGGUUCUCCUUCACGCCACCGAGUUUGCUCCCCUCUUGCCCGGACCCCUUGAUGUCUCGAGAAGCCUUCCGCCCCGUGGAAAAGCAUGCCAGGAGGUGGGAGCCGUUGACGGUGGGCAUCCUCCUGCCGCCGUCGCCGCCGUUGCCAGCGGGCCGCUCCCGCUCUGCCGGAGCCGAGCUGACCUUCUCCGUGAGCCAGGUGGAGCAGCGUCUGCGGGAGGGUCACUAUGCCCAGUGCCUGGGCUGGUCUGCACCGCUCUUCCUGGCCGCCACCCUGACGGCCAAGGUGCUGGAGCUGGUGGGCAUCGAGGCCCACAACAGCGGCAGCCAGCGCAUCACUCCUCGGCUUUUGGACACGGCCAUCCACAACAACCCCGCGCUCAGUGGGCUCUUGGGUACCACAACCAUCUCCCAAGUGGCCCUGGACCUGGGCUCCCGGGAGCUGUCCCGCACUGGUCGCCCAGGGGCCUGCAGCUGUCGCGCACUGGUCGCCCAGGGGCCUGGCCCCUCUUCCACCCUGCCUCUCCUGUCUCGCCCCGCGAGGGUCCCCUCUCUCACAGCCAGCCAGGCCAUCCCUGGCCUCCAGAGCACCCCAAUAUUAAAUUGUUGAAGCAACCCUGGGCCUGCCUCAGUGACUCUGUGUUGUCGCCGUCCAACUGGGGCGGGGAGGGGGGGGCGGGUGCCAGGGAAAUCGGCAUGGGGGUGGGAGGCAGGGCAGGGAGGGCCUGGAGGCAUGCUGGCCAGGGCAGCGAGGGCUGUCCCUCUCCCUGGGACGGUGUAUGAGGGUGGGAGGGGUGUAAGGAGUUAGCACGGCCCUGGGUCUGAGCGAGUGUGUGGCCAGCCUGGAGUGCUGGGUAGCAGGCGGCGCAUCAGGGUGGGAGGUGCUGUGCACAGGGUCCAGGUACAGAAGACGUCUGCCCGGAGCAAGGCACAGCCUGCUCGGGGUAGUGCCCAGGCAGUGGCCUGCACGGGCAUGCAGCUCAGGACCUGGACCGAGAUGCUGGCCGGAGGCAGCGGGAGGCGACGAAGGACUGCGUGGGCGGGCAG